This is a messenger RNA of Trichosurus vulpecula (common brushtail), 2216 nucleotides long. It is a transcript of the gene GPR161, whose product is annotated as G protein-coupled receptor 161. Gene Ontology annotation, biological process: G protein-coupled receptor signaling pathway. Gene Ontology annotation, molecular function: G protein-coupled receptor activity. The transcript has 6 exons. Bases 431 to 2011 code for a protein of 526 amino acids. NCBI's taxonomy places the organism in Eukaryota, Metazoa, Chordata, Mammalia, Diprotodontia, Phalangeridae. Gene Ontology annotation, cellular component: membrane; recycling endosome. The record is from RefSeq and is a predicted model, not a curated record.
GAGCCUCCCCCCGCAUCCCUAGGAAGGGUGGUCAUGGAUGCUGUUGAACUGGCCUCAAGGGGAUUGAUUUCUGCCCCCGUGCACCCCACAGUCCAGUCCGUCUCCCUCGGCUUGGCUCGGUGCCCCCACCCCAGGAGAGGGGUGUGGAAAAAAGCAGCCACAGAGCCCAUGGAUCUCAGAACAUCGAGGACAAGGUGAGCAGCAUCGUCGCUGGGCAUCUAGGGAAACACAUGACACCUGCAGCCUUUGAAGGUUCCUAGACUCUUAGAGCUGGAGGAGACGUCGGGCAGUCAGCUGCUGUGCCAGGAGGAGCUACAGCCACAUCACCCUCAGGGAGAGAGCGGCAUUAUCCUUAGGCUGAAAGAUCUUCAGAGGAAAGACUGUAACCUUCCUGGCCAACCACCAUGUUCUGCCUGCUCUACCACACGGCAUGCUGACCAUGAGCAUCAACUCCUCUCUCAGCCAAGGGAAGGAACUGGCCAACCUCCCAAGCCCAGAGGGAGAUGACGGGGCAGUCACCAUCACUGAGUCUGUUGCCAUCAUCAUCAUCGCCAUCUUCGUCUGCCUGGGUAACUCGGUGAUAGUGUUCACCCUGUACAAGAAGUCCUAUCUCCUGACGCUUAGUAACAAGUUUGUCUUCAGCCUGACCCUGUCAAACUUCUUGCUGUCUGUGCUGGUGUUACCCUUUGUGGCGACGAGCUCCAUCCGACGGGAAUGGAUAUUUGGGGUGGUCUGGUGCAACUUCUCUGCUCUCCUGUAUCUGCUGAUCAGCUCUGCCAGCAUGCUUACCCUGGGCGUCAUUGCUAUUGACCGCUACUAUGCUGUCCUUUAUCCCAUGGUGUACCCCAUGAAGAUCACUGGGAAUCGGGCUGUGCUUGCCCUUGUCUACAUCUGGCUCCACUCCCUCAUUGGCUGCCUGCCCCCCUUGUUCGGCUGGUCAUCUGUGGAGUUUGAUGAGUUCAAAUGGAUGUGUGUAGCUGCCUGGCACCGGGAGGUUGGGUACACGGCCUUUUGGCAAAUCUGGUGUGCCCUGUUGCCCUUUGUGGUCAUGGUGGUUUGCUAUGGCUUCAUCUUCCGUGUAGCCAGGGUGAAGGCCCGCAAGGUUCACUGUGGUACAGUGGUCAUCGUGGAAGAGGAUGCCCAAAGAAAUGGGAGGAAAAACUCUAACACCUCCACCUCCUCCUCAGGCAGUAGGAGGAACGCUUUCCAAGGCGUGGUCUAUUCUGCCAACCAGUGCAAAGCACUCAUCACCAUCUUGGUAGUGAUCGGUGCAUUCGUUGUCACAUGGGGCCCCUAUAUGGUCGUCAUCACUUCUGAGGCCCUCUGGGGGAAGAACAGUGUCUCUCCUGCUUUGGAGACCUUAGCCACAUGGUUGUCCUUCACCAGUGCCAUCUGCCACCCUCUCAUCUAUGGACUUUGGAACAAGACAGUGCGCAAAGAAUUAUUAGGCAUGUGCUUUGGAGACCGGUAUUACCGAGAGCCAUUUGUUCAACGGCCAAGAACUUCCAGGCUGUUCAGCAUCUCCAACAGGAUUACAGACCUGGGACUGUCUCCACACCUUACCGCCCUCAUGGCAGGGGGGCAGCCGCUGGGUCACAGUAGCAGCACCGGGGACACUGGCUUCAGCUGCUCUCAGGAUUCAGGGACUGAUGUGAUGCUGCUUGAAGAUUACAGUUCUGACGACAAUCCUCCUUCAAGAUGCACUUGCCCUCCCAAGAGACGGAGCUCAGUGACGUUUGAAGAUGAAGUAGAACAAAUGAAAGAAGCAGCCAAAACCUCUAUUCUCCACGUGAAGGCUGAAGUACACAAGUCCCUGGACAGCUAUGCAGCCAGCUUGGCCAGAGCCAUCGAAGCGGAUGCCAAGAUUAGCUUGUUUGGGGAGGAGGCUCUGCCCGGAGUAUUGCUGGCGACUCGCACUGUGCCAGGGGGAAAUUUUGGGGGCCGCCGAGGCAGUAGGACUCACACAAGCCAGAGGCUGCAGCUGCAGAGCAUUGAGGAAGGGAACAUUUAGCUUUGGGGCCAUCAGUGAGGGACCAGAGACACCACUCAGGGGCAGAGGCUAGAGAUGCCAUUCCAUGUGAUGCCAAGAAAGCAAGUCCCUUCUCCAAGGAAGCUGUAGCCCUGGCUUGGCACAGCUUGGUUUUGAAGGGACUAUGUGGAAAGUGGGGGGGAAUCAGCUGAUAUACAAGCACCAAAAAAAGAGGGAAAAAAAGGAA